AUGGGUGACCCUGAAAAGACCGAAUCGGUCGCAUCCACGGAGAAAGAAGCCGGGGCACUCAAUAGUUACAUGAGAAUAUUUCACUAUGGCACAUCCAAGGAAUACACCAUGCAUGCCGUUGCCGUUGCCUGCGCACUCGCCUCGGGAGUGGGCAUGGCUCUAGUCAAUCUGGUGUUUGGAAAGUUCAUCACAUUGAUUGUGGAUUAUAUCACGGGCCACUCCAAUCCGGCUGAGUUUCGAAAUGGUGCCGGUAGACUCAGUCUUUAUUUCUUCAUCAUCGGCCUGGGACGAUUCUUCCUCACUUAUGGCUACAGUACUUCCUUUACGCUUGCGGCCUAUCGAAUGACGCGGAACAUUCGUCGCCUAUACCUCAAAGCCGCCCUCGGUCAAGAAAUUGCCUUUUUCGACAGCGGGACCAGUGGCUCCAUCGCUAUGCAGGCCACUUCCAACGGCAAGCUCAUACAAUCAGGUGUUUCAGAGAAGCUGGGACUGGUCAUCCAGGGACUUUCGGCUUUUAUAUCUGCCUUUGUGCUAGCUUUUGUGACCCAAUGGAAGCUGACCCUGAUCACAUGCUGCAUUGCCCCAGCUAUGCUUGUGGUCAUCGGUAUUGUCUCCACCAUUGAGGCGAAGGUUGAGCAGAGCAUCCUCAAUGUUCAAGCUCAGACAGGCUCUUUUGUGGAGAGUAUCUUAUCGAGCUCACGAACUGUCCAUGCCUUUGGGAUUCGGUCACGACUGAUAGGCGAUUUGGACAAGUUCUUGCAAACGGGAAAGAAACUGGGAGACAAGAAAGCCCCUCUCUGGGGCACUUUGUUUGCCUCGGAGUACACUAUCAUCUAUGCUGGAUUUGGGCUGUCUUUCUGGCAGGGUAUUAAGAUGUUAGCUAGGGGAGAAGUGCCGGAUGCGGGGGAUAUCUUUGUUGUAAUCAUGUCGGUGAUCGUGGCAGCUACCAGUUUGACCUCGAUAGCUCCCCACAUGAUCGAAUUCACCCGUGCAGCUUCUGCAGCAGCAGAGCUCUUCCGCCUUAUGGAUCGAACUUCAGCUAUCGAUCCUUUUGACGAGUCGGGGCACAAGCUAGAACCGAUUGAGGGCGUCGUUGAGUUCAACAAUGUUUCUUUUGCUUACCCAACCCGCCCAAGCAUCAAAGUGCUGUCAGAAUUUUCCCUAAAGAUCCCAGCUGGUAAGACUACUGCGCUUGUUGGAGCAAGCGGUUCUGGAAAGAGCACAGUCGUCGGCCUGCUCGAAAGGUGGUAUAAUCCAGGCAUGGGUUCCGUGAAGCUUGAUGACCAUCCCAUCGACACGCUGAAUUUAAAGUGGCUACGACAACAAGUAAGACUUGUGCAACAAGAGCCCGUUUUAUUCAAUGGAACAAUCGCCGAAAACAUUGCAAACGGUCUUGUGGACACACCUUGGGAAAAUGAGACCCAGCCCAAAAAAAUGGCCCGGAUACAAGAAGCCGCGAAAGUAGCCUUUGCUCAUGACUUUAUCACCCUGCUUCCCAACGGAUAUGACACUAUAAUCGGUGAGCGAGGAGGUCUUCUCUCUGGUGGUCAGAAACAACGAGUCGCAAUCGCCCGAAGCAUUGUCUCUCAGCCGCGGAUUCUCCUACUCGACGAAGCAACUAGUGCGCUAGACCCACAUUCCGAGGAAGUUGUUCAAAAAGCGCUCAACAACGUGUCUCAGGGGCGUACAACCAUCACUAUCGCUCACAAGCUUGCAACUAUUCGAGAUGCUGAUAACAUCGUGGUCAUGGAGACUGGUCGCAUUCUCGAACAAGGUACCCAUGACUCCCUUUUGGCAGCCAACGGCGCAUAUUCUCGUCUCGUGCGAGCCCAAGACCUGUCCGUGGCUGAGAACCAGCCCGAUGACUCCUCCGAGAGCGAAGAGGCAGAUGAAGCGGGCAAGACCGAGCUGACUGGCAAGUUAACUCGAACAUCGACCUUUGCAACAUCAGGCCCGGAGAAACAGUCGGAUGUGUAUGAUUAUGACCAGUGGAAGAGGAUAGGUUUGUUCCAUGUCGUUUGGCGACUGGUGAAAUGUAACCCGGAAAUCAAAUGGGCAUUUGCAAUCUUGCUUCUGGCAUGCUUAGGCGGAGCUGCCUCAUUCCCUGGACAGUCUAUACUUAUGUCCAAGUUCAUCGAAGUAUUUGAGCUCACUGGCUCAGCGAUGGAGAAGAGAGGAAACUUCUUUGCUCUCAUGUUCUUUGUGCUAGGCCUUGGAUGUUUUGUCAUAUAUUUUAUUGUUGGGUGGAUGGCAAGCAUUGUGGCACACUCACUCAACCACAAAUACCGGAGGCAAGUUGUGGAUGACAUGCUGAGGCAGGAUCUGCGAUUCUUCGACCGCGCCGAAAACACCACCGGUGCCCUUACCAGCCGGGCGGACUCGUACCCACAGGCUGUGCUUGAGCUUAUGGGCUUCAAUGUUGCACUAAUUACCAUCGCCGGAAUUGGUGUGCUAUCGUGCUCGAUCCUGGCAUUGGCCUAUGCAUGGAAACUCGGGCUCGUGAUUGUCUUAGCAGGACUUCCCCCGAUGCUGAUCUCUGGUUAUAUCCGCCUUCAAUUGGAAGCUUCAAUGGAUAACAAGAUCUCGAAGCGGUUCUCAAAAAGUGCUUCAAUUGCUUCGGAGGCCAUGAAUGCGAUUCGAACGGUAUCAUCCUUGGCGAUUGAGACGUCUGUCCUCGAGAGAUACACUCGAGAGAUUGACCAUGCUAUCGCUGCAUCCACGAAGCCCUUGCUUAUGAUAAUGCUCCCAUUUGCAUUCACACAGACUGUUGAAUACUCAUUUAUGGCGCUCGGAUUCUGGUACGGUUGUCGGCUUGUUUCUUUUGGAGAACUGACCAUGGUCAAUUUCUUCAUCGCCUUCCUCAGUGUCUUCUUCGCUGGUCAGCAGGCUUCUAUCCUGUUUGGUUUCUCAAGCAGUAUGUCAAAAGCAACAAACGCGGCGAACUACAUAUUCUGGUUGGAACAGCUUCAACCCAGCAUCCGAGAAACCGAUGAGAACCGAGAAUGUGGGCCGAAGAACUUCAAGUCUCUUGAGUUGGAAAACCUGCAAUUCUCCUAUCCAAUGAGACCCAAUGCCCGGGUUCUUCGGGGAAUCGACCUCCAUAUCAAAGAAGGGCAAUUCGUCGCUUUCGUCGGUGCAUCUGGCUGCGGAAAGAGUACCAUGAUUAGCAUGCUUGAGCGUUUUUACGACCCAAUCUCUGGCCACAUCAAGGUUGACUCUCAGAACCUAGAGACUUUGAAUCCGUGGCUAUAUCGCAAUCAGGUUGCACUUGUACAACAGGAGCCUACUUUGUACCCUGCAACUAUCCGCGAAAAUGUGUCGCUCGGAGCGCCGACGGAUUACAAAGUCAUGGCUUCUGAGGACGAAAUCGAGGCUGCUUGUCGGGCCGCUAACGCUUGGGACUUCAUUUCGUCAUUGCCAGAUGGCCUCGAGACUACGUGUGGAACUAACGGCACGCAACUCUCGGGAGGGCAGCGGCAGCGUCUUGCAAUUUCACGAGCGCUUCUCCGAAAUCCCAAACUGCUGCUCCUGGAUGAGGCCACCAGCGCAUUGGACACGCAGUCAGAAAGAAUUGUACAAGAUGCGCUCAAUGAGGCCGCUGCGCAGGGUGAUCGCAUCACGGUUGCAGUCGCUCAUCGUCUAUCCACUAUCCGACACGCGGAUCUGAUCUGCGUGUUUGAUGGUGGCAAGAUCGUCGAGUCUGGAACGCAUGAGGAGUUACUCAGAAACGGCAGACUCUACCCAAAGAUGUGCGAGGCUCAAAACCUUGGCACUUGA
Messenger RNA from Penicillium brevicompactum, 3777 nucleotides. Its product is annotated as ABC transporter ATP-binding protein. Gene Ontology annotation, cellular component: membrane. Gene Ontology annotation, biological process: transmembrane transport. The coding region runs from base 1 to 3777 and encodes 1258 amino acids. Gene Ontology annotation, molecular function: ATP binding; ATP hydrolysis activity; ABC-type transporter activity. The record is from RefSeq and is a predicted model, not a curated record. The transcript has 9 exons. Lineage: Eukaryota; Fungi; Ascomycota; Eurotiomycetes; Eurotiales; Aspergillaceae.